Messenger RNA from Eutrema salsugineum, 429 nucleotides. RefSeq names its product late embryogenesis abundant protein 2. Lineage: Eukaryota; Viridiplantae; Streptophyta; Magnoliopsida; Brassicales; Brassicaceae. The record is from RefSeq and is a predicted model, not a curated record. The coding region runs from base 73 to 276 and encodes 67 amino acids. The transcript is spliced from 3 exons.
AACUCAAUUCAAUUGCAUAAUCACACUUUGAUUCAAAAAAUUAUCUUUCCUUUUAACUAAAGCUAUUCAAAAAUGUCGAGCAACUCCCAGAACCUCAGCUUCCAAGCCGGCCAGGCCAAAGGCCAAACCCAGGAGAAGGCUAGCACCAUGAUGGACAAGGCUAGCAAUGCUGCCCAAUCUGCCAAGGAGUCUCUGCAAGAGACGGGCCAGCAGAUUAAGGAGAAGGCACACGGAGCUACCGAAUCAGUGAAGAAUGCGACUGGCAUGAACAAAUGAAGACACUCAUAUGAAUAAUGAUGCUAUUUUCCCGAAUAAGACAUUAUUUCAUUUUAUUUUUAUUAUUAUUGUAUUGCUUUUAUGGAUUUUGCUUCUGUUUGACAUCUCAUGAUACUUGUAUUCUUUGAGAUCUUUCUUCAUUUAGACUUCCGU